Messenger RNA from Sparassis crispa, 3024 nucleotides. RefSeq lists its product as hypothetical. The coding region runs from base 1 to 3024 and encodes 1007 amino acids. The transcript is spliced from 6 exons. Lineage: Eukaryota; Fungi; Basidiomycota; Agaricomycetes; Polyporales; Sparassidaceae. Gene Ontology annotation, biological process: transmembrane transport. The record is from RefSeq and is a predicted model, not a curated record.
AUGGCUGAACGACAUCCGUUACACACAUGGUCGUCACUUCCUCGAGUGUUGCUCGCCCUCACUCUCACUCUGUCUCAUCUCAGUUAUACUGUUGCUCAGCCUGCCAGUAUCGACUUUCAGGAUUGUUUCAACGGCAACAUCUCGCAGAAACUCAACGUUUCUAAUGUCUAUGCUCAGGUCUUGCAAGGCUCCUCUGGCGGAAAGCACCUGAACUUGACUGUAUUGGGGCAAAAUCCUGCGACGAUCGUUCUCUCGUCUAGUCAGGAGAAUCUCGCCACGACUUUGUUUACCACCACCGAGAUGUUGACCUUCAAUGUGUGGAACAAUAAUUCGUACUUUUGCGAGAAAUUGCGUCCGCCAUCUUCUAACCCCCCAUCUUCCACUCCUGGGUACUGUCCAUUUCCCGCGGGUCCCUUCGCAUUUUCUACUUCAGUGAACUUGCCCUCCAACUAUGAGUUGGUGACCUUUGAUACGCAGCUCCGGGCGUUAGACCCAUACCAACACGAACUUCUUUGCUUGAACUUGAACACGACAGUCCUCCACCCUGGCUUGACAGGUUCUGUCUACGGUCGCGCACACAUUAUCUUCUGGGUAACAGUCAGUCUGGCAAUAGCUUAUUGGGUCGUGGUUGGUUUGGCUCGGCUCGUUGCGGCAUGGGGUCGAGGUUUCACCAGAAACGGUGCCGGGAUCUGGGCAAGAGUGGAGAGCGUUGGUUUCAUGCUUGCGAGUGCAAUCAGUGGCGAACGCCUUGCCAAUUCUCCUGCCCUUAUGCGGUUUUGCACUCCAUCAUUACGGGAUAUCAUAUUUCAUACACAGUGGUGUGCGGCACUAGCAAUGGUAGCUGUUCAGUGGCCUGAGUUUGUCUAUCCCUUGCUAUCUCAAACUGCUUGGUCUACCUUAACCUACAAUAUCUCUCUGUCUCAAGGCUCUGAAGGAGAUGCUCAGCGUUGGAAUCCGCUCACAGUUCUCCCUUUCGACCCACCAUCUGAUUACGCGGACCAACUGAACAAUGCGUCUUCAGAAAUCUUCAUUGACGCCGAUGCGCCCAAUUUACUGUUCCAAUUACCGGUGGAUGCGACGCAUGGAAUUUCGUCAUUUGCUUGGGCCGUUGGCAUUCGCCCGCAAGAUCUGUUUGGCAUGUGUCUCACACUGUUCCUCGCCAUCAUUGCUGCUGCAAUCAUUCUCAGCCUAGUUGUAUGGGCUUUAGACCUGCUUGUCUCGUCCAUAAUCAGAGGGCCAAGCAAUGCAACAAUGUUAGCAGGCUCACGCAGUCCUCGUUACUCAUCAGCGAGUAAGGACAUGCUAGAUGCUGGUGCACUACAAUUUCCAGACGAAAACAGGUCACUGAACGGAAAUUUUCUUUUUCGCGCUGCUUCAAGAUUCCCUGGUAGACCAUCUUGGAGAUUGCAAAAAAACUUUGCUUCCUACCAUGGCAGCGUCUUGCAAGGAAAUCUGGUCAGGAUUGUUAUCCUGUUCCACCUCCCUGUUACUAUCUUUUCGUGCUACCAGAUGACGUUAGGGCGCCCUCGAGCGUCUCUCUCGUCCAUUGUUCUUGCAGCAUUGUCGUUCGCUGUAUUCUCCGUUCUACUUCCCGCGUUCUUCAUCUUCAGGUUGAAAUUCACGAGCACCACCAAACUGUACGAUGAAACGUGGACUCUGCUUUCGCUUGGCCCGCUCUACAAUCAUUACAGGCAUGGCUCACAGCUAUUCGCAUGUCUGCUUUUUGCCACCAAUAUCGCGUUUGGUGUCACCAUAGGAUGCGGCCAGAAGAGCGGCACUGCGCAGGCAAUCAUUAUCUUGGUCGUUGAGGUGUUCUCUGCCCUUGGAACUAGCGUCUGGCUACCGUGGGGGCAAGGCGCUAGUAUGGGUUUGAUCAGCUUCCUGUUCUGUGUCGCACGAAUUGUGAUCGCAGUAUUACUAGUGAUUUUGACACCCACUGUCUCCAUUAACUCCGGUGCGGCUCAGUGGGUCGCGUAUGCCAUCCUGUGCAUCCUCGGCCUUGUGUACCUCUCCUUCUAUCUCAUGCUCAUUGUGAAGCUUAUCGAAGCCACUGUACGAAUAUUUGGCGGCAUCGGCUUCAACCACAGCAAGCAUGUCGUGGAUAGCGGGCUGCUUGGUACUUUGGGUCUGUUGGGAUGUUGCGGCUCGCGCAAGCCUAGUCGCAGGGGUCGUGGGCGAUACACAUCGUCGCAUACUGGGAAGCAGCCGUCUUCAACUCUUCCUUUAACGAGACCAGCAGUACCGUUCAAGGACGCUACCCCCACACCGUCGGCGUCGAAUCCACCAUCGGUGCUACGGCCAGAACAUGCCUUGCAGCCAUACAAGGAAGACAGCGACGACGAAACCGGAUACAUCAUGGGCGCCUGGCAGCCAUUCCCUGGUCCUGGCUACAGUCAUUUGGACGGCGCAUCACACACGCCUCCAGAGCCCCAAAAAUCUGGUUUUGCGAGGGUUGGCGGAGGCCGGGCUCAUAUCGACUCUCCAUACGCCAUCGCGUCGGGAUCCACCCAUACCUUCCCUUCAGUCGAGCGAAACGUGCCGACCAGCAAUCUCGCACACACUCCAUCGCCCGUCGAAUAUUCCCCACCACCAACGCCGUCCGUCGGAAGCGUCACGAAACAUGCCGACCUCAAUCUGCCCCCAGGAGCCAUGCCUCCCGCCCACAUCCGCACGAAGUCUCAGACGGCCAUCAUUGAGGACGCGUCCGCACUGAACUUGCGUUCUGCAGCGGAGGGUUCGUUCCGGAGCAAUGCGGUCGUGGAUACGACAGAGGAUGGCUUCGAUGUCUCUCAGCGGAAGAAGAGGCACUGGUACAACCGACGAAAAAGCCGUCGCAUGAGCGAGGGCGAUUUGUUGACGAGCUCUGCUGCGGGUCAGGAUGUGAGCCGUUCUUUCGUCGUUGUGAGGAAGCAGAGGCCCGGUAUUCCACCCAGGGAAGCAUCGGGGUCUGGAAGCGGUGGCGGCAGGGCACCAGAGGAUGGACGUAGGUCUUUCACCGUGCACCGGGGUAGCAAUCCAAUAUGA